GAUCUCGGCUCACCACAACCUCCGCCUCCUGGGUUCAGGCAACUCUCCUGCCUCAGCCUCCCGAGUAGCUGGGAUUACAGGCAUGCGCCACCAUGCCCAGCUAAUUUUUCUAUUUUUAGUAGAGACGGGGUUUCACCAUAUUGACCAGGAUGGUCUCGAUCUCUUGACCUCGUGAUCCACCCGCCUCAGCUUCCCAAAGUGCUGGGAUUACAGGCGUGAGUCACCGCGCCCGGCCGCUUCAGUGUUCUUAAAGAGACAGGACAGAAUGCGGGGGAGGCAGAACACCCAGGCUGAAAAGUCCCCGGUUCACAGGCGCUGGGUAGUCUGCCCCUAUACUCACAUCCGAGACACCUCAGAUGUCUCCACGUUUUAAAAGCAGAGUGUUCAAAUCAGCCCUUUCUCUUAAAGGUUUAAGGAAGGACAACAAAGCCAAGUCCCGGAGACGCUGGACUCGCUGAGACAGGAAAUUGAGACGAUCGGGGUAAAGGACGGGGUGUGGAGGAAAAGGGCCACCCGAUGUUUCCUGAAGAUGAGAGAUCAGCCACAGUGGGGAAUAAUGUGACUGCAAAAGAGUUAGAGUGUUACAGGAAUAGGUUUCUCUGGACUGAGUUCCGGCUAAGGGUACUGGGAAAGCGGUGGAGUGACAGAACACGUGGGCAAGGAGAGCUGCAGGAUGGCUAUUUUGAAUCCACCACUGUUCUGAGAAAAAGAGAGCGAUGCACCCACUCGAUGGGCCGUGGGAGGUGACAGCCCAGACGCCAGCAAUCUGUGUGGUGCCACGAAUCACGGUCUGGUGAACGUGUGUCACAAUUUUCUCCAUAGCAACACCUGCUUUGUUUGUUUGUUUGAGGCGGAGUUUCGCUCUUGUUACCCAGGCUGGAGUGCAAUGGCGCGAUCUUGGCUCACUGCAACCUCCACCUCCUGGGUUCAAGCAGUUCUCCUGCCUCAGCCUCCCCAGUAGCUGGAAUUACAGGCACGUGCCACCAUGCCCAGCUAAUUUUUGUAUUUUUAGUAGAGACGGGGUUUCACCUCGUUGACCAGGAUGGUCUCGAUCUCUUGACCUCGUGAUCCACCCACCUCGGCCUCCCAAAGUGCUGGGAUUACAGGCGUGAGCCACCGCGCCCGGCCUGAUUUGUGUUUGACAGAAAUGGCAGGACUGGGUUGGCCAGCCCGACCGCAAAUGAGGGAUUUGACCUCCUCAGACAGGAAGUCAGCACUGAGGACCUUAAAGAAUUUUUUCCUAGCCGACUCGGGCAGUAAAGGCGGCCAGACAUACAGUCUUAAGCAGACAGUAGACACUGGGACACACAAACAAUUGUGACGGUUUGGACAAACAGAAAAAUCAUGUGUUGGGGUCACUCUGAUGCUCCUCUGGCUGCUCCCCUGACGGGACAUCGGGUCCCGCCGGUACAAAGCCCCGGCGGGACCGAGCCGAGCUCGCUGCCUUAAGCCCUGUGAGAUGACCACGGAACUGCAGAAAAAGAGCCCAGUCGAGCCCCGUGGCUUUCGCCGUGGGGCUAAAUUGGAAUUUUAAGGGCAGGGCCCUUGAACUCCCCAUUAACUCACACAUGCACUCACCGUUUACACAGUUUAUUGCGCAUUUUAUUUCUAUUUUUAGGACAGAUAGUCCUCUAAUUUAAACAAAAAAGGAAAAAGAGAGAGAGGCACUCCCUAACAGAACCGAUACUCUGCCCACCCCUGUACUGAAGUGUCAGCAGAGCUAACAGAAACCAGAGCUCCGUUUUCCAGCGUCCAGAAGUACUGGGAGAGCUAACAGACUCUAAUUUGAAUAAGGAAGAGGAGAGAGAGAGAGAGAGACUCCCUCACAAAAACCGAUGCUCUGCACCAGUGUACUGAAAUGUCAGCAGAGCUAACAGAAGCCAGACACCAGGACUCCCCCAGAAUCCAGAGCCAGAACCAGGACUCUCUCCCAGAGUCCAGACUCAGAACCGGGACUCUCCCCCAGAGUCCACAGCCAAACCAGGACUCUCCCCCAGAGUCCACAGCCAGAACCGGCACUCUUACUUUCAAUCAAAGAAAAAGGAAAUAGAAAUACCUAAUAACCCCCAAAAGGUUAUUUGCUGCUUGAGAGUUUUUUGUGUAUUCUACCUAGUAACCGCUGAGAAAUAAGGCUCGAGACACCAUUGGCUGGUUCACCCGCACCCGGCCAAUCCUGGGCUCCAAACAGUUCAGUGAGAUCCCGGGUCCCGCGCGGCACCAGACAUCGCGGUUAACGGGAGGUGAAGAGAGCUUUUCUCUUCUUUUUGGGAUGCUUUGUUCUCUGGUGGUGACUGUGCCAGUGGGUGAGUUGUAUCCGGAAAAGCGUCAUGUGAGGAUCAGAGGUCAAAAGAAAACGGGUUAAUUCUAGAAGGUCUCUGGUCCCUGCCUGCCCGGGUGCUCAUGGAACCUGCUGCUGCCCUGCCCUUCUCCCUGCCGGCCUCCCUCCUGCUCCUCCUCCUCGGCCUGUGUGCGCUGGUCUCAGCACAGUUUACUGUCGUGGGGCCAGCUGUUCCCAUCCUGGCCAUGGUGGGAGAAAACACGACGUUACGCUGCCAUCUGUCCCCCGAGAAAAAUGCUGAGGACAUGGAGGUGCGGUGGUUCCGGUCUCACUUCUCCCCAGCAGUGUUCGUAUAUAAGGGAGGGAGAGAGAGAACAGAGGAGCAGAUGGAGGAGUACAGAGGAAGAACCACCUUUGUGAGCAAGGGCAUCAGCAGGGGCAGCGUGGCCCUGGUCAUACACAACGUCACAGCCCAGGAGAACGGCACCUACCGCUGUUACUUCCAAGAAGGCAGGUCCUAUGAUGAGGCCAUCCUGCGCCUCGCGGUGGCAGGCUUUGGCUCUAAGCCCCUCAUUGAAAUCAAGAUUCAAGAGGAUGGGAGCAUCCUGCUGGAGUGCAUAUCCAGAGGGUGGUACCCAGAGCCCCUCACAGUGUGGAGGGACCCCUCCGGCGAGGUCAUGCCUGCCCUGAAGGAGGACUCCACCCGUGAUGCAGACGGCCUCUUCAUAGUCACCACAGCUGUGAUCAUCAGAGACAGGUCCGUGAGGAACAUGUCCUGCUCUGUCAACAACACCCUGCUCGGCCAGAAGAAAGAAAGUGUCAUUUUUAUUCCAGAAUCCUUUAUGCCCAGCACGUCUCCCUGGAUGGUGGCCCUGGCUGUCAUCCUGGCCACAUCUCCCUGGACGGUGGCCCUGGCUGUCAUCCUGGCUAUUUUCAUCAUCUUCAUGGCUGUGACCAUCAGUUGCAUCAAGAAGCUUCAAAGGGAAAAAAAGAUUCUUCUGUCAGGGGAGAAGGAGGUUGAACAGGAAGAAAAAGAAAUUGCACAGCAACUUCAAGAAGAACUGAGAUGGAGAAGAACAUUCUUACAUGCUGCCGAUGUGGUCCUGGACCCAGAUACCGCUCAUCCCGAGCUCUUCCUGUCAGAGGACCGGAGAAGUGUGAGGCGAGGCCCAUUCAGGCAGAGCGUGCAGGACAACCCAGAGAGAUUCGACAGUCAGCCCUGUGUCCUGGGCCGGGAGAGAUUCGCCUCUGGGAAACAUUACUGGGAGGUGGAGGUGGAAAACGUGAUGGUGUGGACUGUGGGGGUGUGUAGAGACAGUGUUGAGAGGAAGGGGGAGUUCCUGCUGCUUCCUGAGAAUGGCUUCUGGACCCUGGAGAUGUUUGGAAACCAGUACCGGGCCCUGUCCUCCCCUGAGAGGAUUCUCCCUUUGAAGGAGCCCCUUUGCCGGGUAGGCGUCUUCCUGGACUAUGAAGCUGGAGACGUAUCCUUCUACAACAUGAGGGACAGAUCACACAUCUACACAUGCCCCCGUUCAGUCUUCUCCAGGCCUAUGAGGCCCUUCUUCAGGUUAGGGUCUGAUGACAGCCCCAUCUUCAUCUGCCCCGCACUCACAGGAGCCGAUGGGGUCACGGUGCCUAAAGAGGGCCUGACACUUCACAGGGCAGGGACGCACCACAGCCCACAGGAUCAAUUCCCUGGUCUCACAGCCAUGUAGACGAGCCCUGGCCAUCUCAGCAGCCACCGCACAACGCCCUUGGUGGAAGACACGCCCUCCCCGCUCUGGUCACAUAAGAGAACAUCUUCCAGCUGCCUGUUUCACACCCCCUGCAGGCCUCAGCCCCUGUUCACCUCCUCACGAGGCUGUGGCUUUAGCAGUUCAUUUCCUUGUAACUGUGGGACGGGAUCCAGGCCUAGGGAGCUAGUUGUUACACAGCUCCCAGCCAGGAAGAAAGUGUGAGAAGCUGAUUGGCAGCGAACCUGCUGUUUAGCAUCAGGGUGACGACAUUGAGCCCAGUAUGCCAGUUGGCACCAGAUGCUGUGGACUUGGAAUGAAGCCAACAGGGUUGGCCAGGAUGUGGGAGAAGAGAGGAAUCCACACGACCACCGGAGGGGAGAAGGAACCAGAUAUCCAGGUCAGAGCUAGAGGAAGUGGAACCAGAGAGCUGGGAGGGACCAAGGUUGUGAGGGUGGCUGAGUCCCACCAUAACAGCUGAGGGGUCCCAGGAGAUGAUGGCUCAUUUCCACCCAGCCCCAGGGUUUCCAGAGCACACACCCACAGGCCUGGACCUGGGAUGAAGAUGAAUGAAGAACAUGGACAUGUGGCUGUGGUUGGGCUCAGGGGCCCCUGCAGUAAACAAGGAGUCAGUACUCUGUCCUCGAGUGUGGUUGAGAUUUGAGGUCCUGGUGGAGCGGGGCAGUCCUGGACCAGAUCUGCCUCAGCGUUCCGGUUCAGUGGGGGCACCAGUGACUUCACACUUCCUGGGCUCAUUGUGUCUUUAGACACUUAAGAAUGUUUAGGGCCUUGUGGGGCUUUUGUUUAUUUGAGUUAACGUUUGUAAAUAUUUAUGGUCUUUGAUAUUGAAACAGAAAUUUUAAAUGUUAUUUAUUAUUUCAUGUUAAAAUAGCAUGAAUAACUCAAUUAUAGGUUAACAUCAAUAGGAUAUUUUAUGAAAAAGCAUUCUAGUUUCUCCAAACAAAAGAUCAAGAAGUGUGACAUGCUUUAACUUUUUCCAAAUCUCACGUCUGGCUUAAUAGAAGAUGUUUGUAUUCUCACAUCUGCUUUUGUAUUAAACCUAUUAGUAUAUCAUUGGGUAUAUAGGCUCAAAAAAACUUUGCUGCACCCUACUGAGAGAAUGAGAUGAAAAGCAAUUAGUGUUUCAUCAUUAUUAUUACGAAAAUAGUAUUAACCUUUGGGACACCGUAACUGUAUCAGAGUUCUCCCUCAGAAUCGCCAGACCGUAUUUGAAAACUGGAAUAGUGGAUCCUGGAAGUGAAUCCAUGUGCUGGUUAAUUUCAGGAGUCAUCUCAACUGGACUAAGGAAUACCUAGACAACUGGUACAACAUUAUUUCUGGGUGUGUGUGUGAGUGUGUUUCCAGAAGAGAUUGGCAUGUGAGUCAGUGGGAAAUUCUCCCUUCCAAUUGACUGGGAGCCCAGUAUCACAAGAACGCAGAGGAAAGGCAGAUUCUCCUCUCUCUGGAGCUGAGAUGUUCUUCCUCUGACCUUGGACGUUAGAACUCCUGGCUCUCCAGCCUUUGCACUUCAGGACUUGUUCCAGGAAGCCCUGGGUUCUGAGGACUUUGGCUUUGGACUGAGAGUUACACAAUCAGCUUCCCUGGUUCUGAGGCUUCUGGACUUAAAUUGAGCCAUGCCACCAGCAUCCCAGGGUCUCCAGCCUAUAGAUGGGCUGUUGUGGGAUUUCUCAGCCUCUCUGAUGACAGGAGCUAAUUUCCCUAUUAAACACCUGCUCAUACAUCUA
Molecule: messenger RNA, 5756 nt
Organism: Callithrix jacchus (white-tufted-ear marmoset)
Lineage: Eukaryota; Metazoa; Chordata; Mammalia; Primates; Cebidae
Gene: BTN2A2
Product: butyrophilin subfamily 2 member A2
Biological process (GO): regulation of cytokine production; T cell receptor signaling pathway
Cellular component (GO): external side of plasma membrane
Molecular function (GO): signaling receptor binding
Source: RefSeq, a predicted model, not a curated record